AAUCUCGAAAUAUAACACUAUAGUCUGUUGUACCUUGAUACACUGCCAAUCAAGCGACACGGUAGUAUCACAAAGAAGUUGAAGUCAAAUUUAACUUCAAGAUAUAAAAACUGGCGACUCGAAUCGCAUCAGAAUACAUAGGAGCUUUUAAAUAUAUGAACAUCUUUACAAGUUCGUCUUGAACAUUUCACUUGGAUAUUUCAGCAUUUAAUUAUUUAAUAAAAUAAGUAAUAUACAUAUGUUUUAAAUUGCAAAAAUUAACUAAAAACUAAAUUUUAUAUGACUAAAAACAAUAUUUUAUAUGAAAAGAUAUUAGCAGAAGAAUAAACAUUAUUUUUUCCAUUUGAAAGAAGAAGUGUUCCAAUUACUUGACAAUUUCAAUUAACUUUUCUUCUUUUAUGAUUUUAUGUAAUUAAUACUAGAUGAACAUUUUCUUAUGUUUUUUUUCUCUAUGUCCUGUAUUCCUAUAUAAGAGCUGAUUUUUAAACUCUGUUUUAUAAUAAUAUUACACUCACCGUAUCUGAAAAUUUUUAUAUACUUGGUAUUUUCUUUUUCUUUUACCUUUUUAUAGAAUAUUCACAAAAAAUCAUUUGUAAAGUAUACAUACAGUAUAUAUAAAAAAAAAUCACAAAUAUGGCUGAACAAGUAAAUAUACUGUUUGUCGCUCGCGUCUACUUCGCGACAGACGAAAACUAAAUAUUCCCAGAGCCCUAACUGUACAUAAAAAAAUACAAAUCGUCGUAACGAGCGAGAGGCCGCGAUCAAAAGAUUCCAGUUUACUCUAGAAACUUGGCUAAUCCGAGCUAGCGCAAGAUUAAGGCAGAUUAAUGAGUGAUUAAUGCUGUCGACGAUAAGAAAGGAAUAGCGUGCCAAAAAUCUCACGAUACCAUCGACGCAAUCAGUGGAAAAAACAGCAGAGAAAUAACAAAACAAAUAAGAUUUAUCGUGACAUUAAUAAAUCGCAUGGCAACAUCAUCAAAGGACAGGUUGCUAGCGAACGAAUAUUAUGAUAGAAAUGUACUGGCAAUUACAGGUCCAAUCACGUGCUUGACUUUGUACUGGAAUUAACGUUCCGCGCAAGUACAGCCAUACAGUCUUACUUAUAUGUUUCGACUUUGUAUUGAAUUAUAUAUUCCGCGCAAACACAGCAAACACUAAACUAUUCACGGGACAGAAACGGCAAUAAAAUUUCAUAAAUUGAAGUUUUCACGUGUGUUCGUGUACAAAUCUUAUGUUUUAGCAUCCGUAAUUACUUGUGACAUGUAUCUAUUGCCCCAGCUACCAAAACAUCCUUUAUUACGACCAACUCUUAGCAGCAAAAGUAAAAAUGCCGUCGCAACACGCUAUGAUUUGCUAAAUUGGUGCCAAGUUGGUAAGAUCGAAAAGUUACACGUAUAUCCGCUGCUUGCGGGUCACGAAAUAUAUUGUCCAAAAUGCAGUUUCACCGAAACAGGCAUGACAGGAAUGUUCAACGAUACCAAAUAUUCAAGCCACAUGUUCGUAAUAUACGAUUGCAAGACCAAUUACAUCAUCCAUAACAACGCAAUGAUAGCCAAUAUGUCGAUAAAAUAUUUGGGCAAGUAUAAAGUGCGAAUAAGGUCGUAUUAUGAGAGGGAUUUAAUAAUAGAAACAAAUAAAGUUAUAAUAACGGGAGAAAAAGUCACAUGCACCACAUCAUUCUGCCAAAAAGUUGUAACUGAAAUAAAAUGUAAGGAUUGCGGACCAGAAGCCGCUACAUGGAUUUCCAAAUGUAUAAAAGACGAUGAUGCUCGUUUAGCAUGUACGAUGACUAUAUACGAUAAUUAUUCCAAGACAUCAUCUCAGAAAAAAUACCAACAGUUACCUAGCUGGCAAUCAGAUAACAGAAAUAUUACGACACCUUCUGCAUCUUCACCUUUUUACACCUUGAUACCGUGUCCAUUGCGCAACCAGUUUAACUUCAAUGUGAUUAGAGCUAUCGAAAGACGAAUAUUUAAGCCGCAUAUAUAUGUUAAGACUAGUCAUAUUCACGAUAUACACGAAUGGAAUUGGAUAAUGAUUGGGAAUGUAAUCCUGAGGAAUAUUAAACAGCUUCCAAGAUCGAGAAGGAAAAUUAAUUGGCAGGAGAUGCCAGUGCAAAAGUUCAGGCGUUUCCUACCAUUACAGUACGAGCUGACGAUUCCUGGACAAGCAGAUGUGGGCGAUUACGUGUACAUCAAGAAAUCUAAUACAAAAAUAACGAAUAGAAAAAUAAUUAUCCAUACAACUGCAAAACCAAUUGCAUCAUCAAAGCUAUCGACAACAUCAAGAUACGCGAUAUUGAAGCAACAUAUUUGGACAACGCCAAUGUGUCUAGGCGACAAGGAUGCUCGAUUAGCAUAUCAUGCGCUAGAGAAACCCAAGCCUAAAACUCCAUACUGGAAACUCUGUCAGAGAUUACAUAGCGCACAACAAGAUGAAAAGUUUUAUGGGGCAGAAUUAGAUGAGAGAUUUUAUGAGAAAGAAAUAAGAAAGCAAUUUAAAUUAACAGUUAUAUUGAUAAGCCGUGUAAGAGCCACAAUUAUGAACUUGUAUAAAUUGCUCACGUAUCUCGCAUUUUUCAAGAAGCAGAAAUUCCAAUCAAAUGUAAAUAUAAAUUUCUCGCUGACAUUGUGGGAACACAUUCAGGGUUUGAUAUGUAAAUUUGCUUGUGUCAUAAACCAACUGAUAUCGACCUCUGAUUAUGAAUCAAUUUUUACCAUCAAACGUAGAAAUGUGCGACGUGAAACAAAUUGGCACAAAGUUGGUGAUGUCAUCAACUUAUACACAUAUCCACUCUUCGCAGCUAGUGAGGAAGAAAUUUCAAAAUGCAGCCUUAAUCAUUCCGGCCUGAUUGGAAUUAAUGACGAUUCUGAACUCCGAAAUCACAUGUUCAUAGUAUACAACAGUGAAACCAAAUAUAUCAUUCACGACUGCGACAACUACAUAUUGCGCGACAUAAAGGUAAUCAAUGUGGAUAACAACAAGGUGAUACUACAGUCUUUCCACACACAUUAUGUCAUGCUAUUAGACAUAAAUAAAAUCUCGAUAAAAAACUCCGUAAAAUGCGUGACAACGUUCUGCAAUCAAUUCCUAACUUACAUAAAUUGUAUCGAUUGCGGAUUAGAAGCAGCUGAUUGGAUUUCCAAUUCCCUAAAGGACAGCAAUCUUCGUUUAGGAUAUACUAUACCAUGCAAACAGACCAUGCAAACACCACUUUGGAAGCAUAUUCAGCAGAAAAUUUGUGGAAAGAAACAGGAUGAGAAAAUUGUUACGCUGUCUUCAUCACAUUUACCAAUUUGUACAUUAGUACCGUCCUCAUUGCGCGGAUGGAUAGGCAACAGACUAAUGAAUCUUAUAAAUUCACGAGACUUUCGACCAAAUAUCGUUAUUUCAACUAAUAGUUUGCAUGAUUUAAUUGAAUGGGAAUGGAUCAUGGUUGGCAACGCAGUCCUGAGAAAUUUCAGACCAUGGAGAAGUCGGCAAACAAAGCUUGAUGGGCGAAACAUGCCUGUGAACAUGAUGUUACAUUUGCUACCAUUGCGAUGUAAGCUGUAUUGUUCUGGACAAGUGCGAAUAGGCGAUGGAGUGUACGUGAAGAUGCCCACAAAGGAAAACUGAGUAGCAGAAGGAGUUUUUCUACUAUUCUACUAUUUUUAUACUAUUUAGAAAUACUGGAGAAAUACUGGAUUGUGUUUUAAAUAUUUAGAACUUCGUAAUUUUAUGUCCUUUAUAUUUCAUUGAUAUCAUCUAGGAAUCCCGAAUAUUCGGAUACCUAAUUAUUCAAUCUGAAAUCGAUUUGGACUUGAAAAUUAAAAUCUACACUAAUCAAAUAAUUCGAAUAAUAAAAAUUAUUA
This is a messenger RNA of Odontomachus brunneus, 3854 nucleotides long. RefSeq lists its product as uncharacterized. The record is from RefSeq and is a predicted model, not a curated record. NCBI's taxonomy places the organism in Eukaryota, Metazoa, Arthropoda, Insecta, Hymenoptera, Formicidae. Bases 1261 to 3618 code for a protein of 785 amino acids. The transcript has 14 exons.